Aspergillus alliaceus is the source of this 1266-nucleotide messenger RNA. RefSeq lists its product as uncharacterized. Lineage: Eukaryota; Fungi; Ascomycota; Eurotiomycetes; Eurotiales; Aspergillaceae. The transcript is spliced from 3 exons. The record is from RefSeq and is a predicted model, not a curated record. Bases 1 to 1266 code for a protein of 421 amino acids.
AUGCGCGACAUUGGCGAAUCCCGUCGCAAACGCCCUCGUCUACAUGCUGUAACCUUCGCAUGGCAACAAUUAGAUGACUGGCAGUCUCCACCUACCAAAUCCUUGGAUUGUAACCCUUUGCCAGUGCAGUUGGAUUCCAGGUCGCUCCAACUCAUUCAUUUUAUGCAGGCAGAGGUUGACUAUAAUUAUCGACCAUUUCGAGCGGUUUGGUUCUCCAUGGCACUGCAUGAUCACAGUGCCUUUAAGCUGUGCAUGGCCAAUGCAGCCAUGUUCCUGGAUGAAGCCACACAUCCAGAGACCUUUCGGUAUGAGACCAGCGGGGAGGCUCUAAUGUAUUAUGGCCAGUGUGUGAACCAGAUCACCCAUAGACUAGGGGACUCCACCGACUGCAUCAGUGAGGGGGUCCUAACCACAAUCCUCGGAUUGAUUUGUCAUGAUUUAUACGUGGGAACCUGGGAUCGCUGGGCGUAUCACAUUCGUGGUUUAAAGCAAGUAUUGCUGCUUCGUGGUGGCCUGAAUGGCCUGAGCGACAAUCUUCGUUUGUUCGCCUUGUGGUUUGAUGUCUUGGGAUCAGCCAUUCACGACAUGCGGCCGCAACUAUCCGAAUACCCUACGGAUGAAAACACUCAGCCACCACAAACAGGCCCAGGGUGCGCGGCUCUACGCAUAUUGAGAAGACUCACCCGGUCACAAUAUCCUUCGGAGAUGCUUGUAAUGGCUCUAAAUCGAGUUUUGACCGUAUCUGAUUUCGUAAACGCUCGCUAUACCCAAACCGGGUUCUGGAAAGAGGAGAAUGACCUCAGCCCUCUCGAAAUGCUUGCGCCAGCAAUACAUAUCUUACUAUCUAUGCCACGUCCUCAGAAUUCAAACCUGAGUCCCUUUGAAAAUGUCCACGAAAUGACACGACUUGCUCUUUUAAUCCUCAUAGCGGAGUUGAAACGAGCUUAUGGCUUACCUGCAAAUGAAAUCCAGCUGUUGCGGACGAAGUGCGCCGACUUGCUUAGAAAUACGAACAUUGAUGACGAUUUAUCCCUGUUUCCAAGCCUUUGGUUAUGGAUUCUUGUGACUGUUGCGCUGCAUCAACCGCUAGGGCCAGAACGAGGAUUGUGUUUAACGUACAUCGCCCAGCAGAUGCCUACGUUAAAUAUACCUGAUGGGCAGUCGGCCAUCAAAAUGGCCCGUGAUAUUGUCUGGAUAGAAGUUCUUGCUCGACCAGAUACUGUGCAAUCUUUAAUAUCGGAAAUCGACAUUGCUCGCUCAGCGUAA